Molecule: messenger RNA, 4349 nt
Organism: Puntigrus tetrazona (Sumatra barb)
Lineage: Eukaryota; Metazoa; Chordata; Actinopteri; Cypriniformes; Cyprinidae
Gene: smtnb
Product: smoothelin b
Exons: 21
Coding region: 302-3133 (943 amino acids)
Biological process (GO): actin cytoskeleton organization
Cellular component (GO): filamentous actin; microtubule organizing center
Molecular function (GO): protein binding
Source: RefSeq, a predicted model, not a curated record
CGCAGGCAUGUAGUCUGUCUUGACGCCGCUGUGAACCGUGAACCCUGGAGCGUUUCAAAACACACCGCUGCGGUUCGUUAACAAGGAGAGCGUUUCAUUUUACGUCUUUUUAAAGCUGUACCACAGACGUGUUUGUCGCUUUUUUUUCUAUUAGAGAGCAUCUUUCUCAAGUUAACAGACAGGCGGAGAGCGGCUCUUUAAUGCGUUCAAAGUGAGCCUCUUUAUUAUGUGUAUGUGACGGUUAAUUUAACGGUAUUAUACUCUCGUAUCGAAUGAGCUAGCCGUUCAGAGCGGUAAUAAGAUGUCUGAGAAGAUGCAAGAGAAGCGAUAUUCCAGCAUGGACGAGUCCUCGCUCCGCAAUCUGCUUGAUAAAACUAUCGACAUAGACGAGCGGCGUCUGAUCCGUACAGCGAUCCGGGAGCUGCGGCGCUGUGAGAUUGAAGAAAUGGAGGCUGCGCUAACCAGCAAGCGCUUCAGACGGGCCCAUCAGAGCAGACACGAGGAUAAGGAAAACCAGUGCCGUCCUGAUUUGACAGCUUCAUUAGACGUACUGUCAGGGAAGAUUCAAGCUAUGAACAACAUUGAAGAACUUACUGGACUGUUACAAAGCGCCAGUGAAUACGAAGAAAGAAAACUCAUUCGAGCAGCCAUUCGCCGGCUCAGAGAUGAGGAGAUACGAGGAGCAUUAGAGAAGGUUCAGACCGCUGGCCAAAGAACAGAGCAACGACAAAAUCCUCAAAGCAGCUUUGACCUACAGUGUCUCAUUGCUAGUAAAGCUGACCGCAGCUAUUCAAACGAUCUAGAGAACAUCAAGGCAGAAGCACUCAUCAGCCAAUCGGAGAGAAUUGAGAACCACAGAGAAGCCUCGAACCCUGACAUGGUUUUAGUACUAGAUCCUUUGGUCAGAGAGAAAGUCUCCUGCCCUCUGACCCAGCGGAUCCAAUGCGAUCAUGGCUCACCCUCAGAAGUCAUUCCUUCAUACCGAGAGCGUUCAGACUCCGGAGAAUCGAAUGAUAGCAGCUCCCAUCAGAGAAAGAGGCUGAACUCCAGCGCCUCAGAUCGUAGUCACGACUCCCUGUCUACUGCUGAACCUUCUCUGAGGGACCAGAGCUCACUGUCAGAUCCAGCCGGAGAGGAAGUCAGGGCUGCUAUGAAUUCAGAGGCUCCUCAGAUGCAUGGAGACCUGAAGAAACUUGACAAUGGCAUGGAGACAACUCUCUUUCAGAGCACAGCAGGUUCACAAGCAUGCACACUGAGUGAGACCAGUACAAGAGCUGAAGACGUCUCAGGACAGAAGAUCACAUCGGGUAGAGGUGCUCUGUUAACUUCUCUUACUAAUGGCAAGGAUACAGAUUUUAAAAACAAAGCCUCACUCUCUGGGCCCGUCAUUCGUGCAAACUCCGUUCGCGACAGGAUGCGCAAGUUCACCGAACCUGUUACGAGUGCACCUAAAAUCAGCCACAGUGCUUCUCAUUAUACAAACACAAUGUCUGCUGAGAGGUCCUGGGACACCUCAUCCUGUUCUUCCUCCAUCCCAAAGAAAGAGAGGAAUGUCACUGAGAACAUGUUGGCCCAGCCCAGGCUUUUCUCCAGCCAAUCACACGCUGCAGUGGGCGGCUCACACGGCCGCACUGAAAAUGUCAGGCGUGCGUGUAGUGGUUCAGAAGAAGUGCAGACUCCUGAGGGAGAAGCAUCUUCAGGGACCCACGACACCCGGGGUGAACCCGAGUCCAACAUGAAGACCUUCCUCAGCAUUGAGAUCAAAGACGGAAGAAACACGACUUCACACUCUUCUCUGUCAUCGUCCUCUACAGCCGUGAACAUGGGCCCUCGAAUCCUCACAUCUGCUGCUCCACAGAGAACAGAGUUGACGCUUGGUUUAAGAGCAAUGCCGUUCAAAGUGACCAGCUCAAGUCUCUCAUCAGGAUCCUCUGUUAAGAUGGAGACGGAGCCCAUAUCCCUUGUGGGUGAAUCUGUGAGCGAGGCUUCCCAUGAUGUUCCUGUGCUUCCUAACGGCUCAUCCAUGACCUCCAUCAAAAAUGAGGUGCAAAGCGAUAAGCUGACCUCAGAGAAGCUACAAGAGAUUGAGGAUGAGGAGAUUCUGGACAAAAUGCUUGAUGAUUGCAAAGAUUUUGAAGAAAGGAAAAUGAUCAGGACCGCAAUGAGAGAACUACGAAAGAAAAAGCGAGAGGCUAGACUGGGAUGUACACAGGAGGAAAUGGACCAGAGAGAGAAGGAACGAGAUCUGCGUCUGCAGGAGCUCAGACAGCAGCGGGAGGAGAAAUCUCAGAAAGGCCGGGUGGGUGCAGACGCCAGUGAAGUCGUGAUGAAGAAGAUGGAGCGCUCCGCAGACGGCUCCACUAUCAGUCACGUCACCAAUCGGGUCACCCAUUCAGAUGAUCGAGGCAGGACGUCCCACAGCACUAUCAUGGAAUCCAGCUAUGUUCAAAAGACAGACAAAGGCACAGUGCAAACAAAAUCCUACAGUUUCUCCAGCACCACAUCCACUAGGAAGGUUGGCAGUGUUUUUGACCGUGAGGACAACACAUCUCGUAGCUCCAGCAGAACAUCAGCUCUUGAGCGCAGACAGGCAGAGAGAUCGGAGCUGAUGAGGGCUCAGACGUUACCCAAAACAUCUGCAGCACAGGCGCGAAAAGCCAUGAUCGAGAAGCUCGAGAACACUGGAGGCUCUGGAGUCAACUCGGCCAUUACUCAAGUAAACAAGGUGCAGCGCUCCACAAGCUUUGGUGUCCCCAACGCCAACUCCAUCAAACAGAUGCUGCUGGACUGGUGCAGAUCCAAGACCCGUUCCUAUGAGAAUGUGGACAUCCAGAACUUCUCCUCCAGCUGGAGUGACGGCAUGGCGUUCUGUGCUCUGGUGCAUAACUUCUUUCCAGAGGCCUUCGACUACUCCAGCCUCAGUCCUGCAAACCGCAGGCAGAACUUUGAGGUGGCCUUCAGCACGGCAGAGGCCUAUGCUAACUGCAUGCCCCUGCUGGAGGUGGAGGACAUGAUGAUCAUGGGUAAGAAACCAGACUCCAAGUGCGUGUUCACGUACGUUCAGUCACUGGUGAACCAUCUGCGCAGACAUGAGAUGAUGCUGGCGCGGGCACAGCAGAACGCUGACUUCUGACGCUCUACAACGCUGUAACGUUUUUUUUUUUCAUUCUGAUCCUGUUACAUUUCAACAGUUAAAAUUGCGUUUACUUUCCAGGCAGAUCUAAACGACUCCUAAUGUAACAGCUGUACAAACUCAUUAUGGAUUUUUUUUUUUAUGAAUGAAUUUUUUUUGUUUGUUUUAACGAACAGUAGUUUGCUCCAAAAAAAAAAAAAAAAAAGCAUCAAGAAAUGAAAACUGCAAGUUAUAUUUAGUCACUCCCAAGAUGCCUCUUUUACUUGAUUUCAUGUGCAAAAAAACGAAACAUGAUUUUAUGUUGAAUGCCCAUAUCUACGGUUUUAAAAGCUUUUACGGUACUGCUGCUGUCAAUGGAGCUCAGACCUGCAUGCUUUCACGAGCUUACUUGAAGUUUUAGUUCUGUUUCCAAAAGAAAUGAAGGUUAUAUUGUUAUAAUUUGUAUGCAAUGUCGUUUAUUUAAAAAAAAAAAAAAAAACGUUGCAAGAAUAUUAAUCUCACCGCUUGUUAUGGCUUCAGCCGUUGAGUGAACUCAUGAACUGUUUUUAAAUGUUUUUCACUUAAUUGAAAGUUUGGUUUGACACUGAACACACGGCAUUAGGUUAGUUCCACGGCAGAUAGACGUCCGCCAAGAAUUGAACAUACACAUUUUGAAGUGAUAUCAAAUGCACAAGCAUGCAUGUAUAGAUGCACUUACGAUCUGUCCUUAUUUAUGGACGAGUAUAUUUUGGAUUUGUUGAUAUUCCUGAACUUCAGUCGGGAGUUCAUCCCAAAACAUAAGCUUAAAGGGUCAGUUUUUUUGUACAUCUUUACAACACGGCUUUCAGCCAGAAACAAAGUGUAUUUAAACAGUGUGUAUAUAUAUAUAUGAGUAGCCCUAGUCAUGAAUUUGAAAAGAAGAAUAUUUUAGCAGUAAAUUCACUUUCAGGUCAAUUAUGUUUAUAUAUAUUUGGUUCUAAAGAUGGCUGUAGUUUUAAUUGUUUUGAAGACUGCAUAUAAUUUAAUUUUGAAGACGAAACGCAGCAGCCACGCCGGAGAGUGACUUUGCUUGGUACUUGAAGGUUGCAUGAGUAUGGCUCAUUAACACUCACUUACACUGAAAGGUGAACAUUAACAUUGUUUGUACACACUCAUUCAAAACCUUUUGUUCACUCAGUAUUUCGCUACACCAUGGUUUUGUAUAAUAGUCAUUAAAACCAUAAAUGACACCAAAAAA